AUGUCGACGCGACCGGCCGUCUUGUCCCUUUACCGACGCUCCUUGAAGCUCUCGCUCGACUGGGCUGUCAAUCGGCAGUUAUGGCGCGGCCAGGCCCUCUACAUUCGCUCCCUGUUCGAGAAGAACCGCGACGUACACGAUCCUAGACAUCUACGGGUGCUUUUGAAAGAGACGGAGAAGCUCCUGGACCACUGGAAGCAUCCCGAUCCGUUCGCUCACCCACUUUCUCCUGGAGGCAAGCAGUCAUUCACUUGCGAUCAAGCACAGCGAGAAGUCUUACUAAUGAAAUUUCAGGCUCAAAAUACGAGAGAAACCUGCCCGCUCACAUUGUGGACGCUCCUCCGCCGUUGA
Molecule: messenger RNA, 351 nt
Organism: Sordaria macrospora k-hell
Lineage: Eukaryota; Fungi; Ascomycota; Sordariomycetes; Sordariales; Sordariaceae
Biological process (GO): mitochondrial electron transport, NADH to ubiquinone
Source: RefSeq, a predicted model, not a curated record